UCUAUCAAAGGAUAGAUGCGCAGUCGAUGUGCCGAGUGACGUCGAUCGCCACAUUCCCUCGAGCGAGAACGCGAUUCUUCAGAAAAUGGAACCCGAAAAGAUCGUUUCCGUUAAAGUUUCCGCGGAACGACCGAUCACCCGUUGGCGACGGGACCAGCAGGAGGAUGGGCCUAGCACCUCGAACAAGAUCGACAGACCGCCCACCGGCAUCGUGAGACCUCAGAGCAAGUACGACCGGCCGCGAUCUCGACGAGGACACAAGGACGAGUCGCCAGAAUACGUCGGUUCGUCUGUCAAUUUUCGCUCGGCGACGCCCGGACGUUUCGCCCUGGCGAGGCCACCGUCGGCUUCCUUUCUGUCUAAUCGCGUUCCUACCGCGGGCCCACGUCUUGUCCGAAUGGAUUCCGGACUGGCACGCUCCAGCACGGGAAUGUCCGCGACAAAGCAGUUCAACGUUAACGUACUGGAUCGGCCGAUAACGCAGCAUGGGAUCGCGGGUGUGCGACCGGGAACCACGAGAGGUUUACCGAUGACUAGGCAGAUUCAGGAUAAGAGAUACUACGAAGGAUUACUACAACUGAAGAUAAGGGAGCUGACGCAGGAGAUCGGGACCAUAAUGAAGGAUAUCGACAUGCAAAAUAAAGAGAAGGCCACUUUUUUGCACUACGACAAGAGAGCCAAGAGUUUGGCCGCCGAGUUGACGACUUUACAGGCAGAGUUAGCGGACUAUAAUCUUGUCGUGGACAAGAUGACCUUGGACGUCGACAAGGAAACGAUAGAACAGGAAGCUAAGGAGCUAGAAAUGAUGAACGAACGCAGGACGGCGGAGGUCGAGCGGCUGUUUGAACAACGUAAGCAAAUGGAGCAGAGGUUGCACAAGAUGGAAAAGGAUAUCGAGAAUGAAAAGAAGCGAACCGAACACCUAAUCGAGAACAUGGACCCGCACACGAAGGAGAAGUACGACGACUUGUCCAGACAGAAAACGGAGCUGCAGGAGCAAGUACAGCAGAUGCAGCGUGAGCUGGAUCAGCUGUCGAAGGAGCAGGCUCAUUUGGAAGAGCAGAUUGCACUGUCGCAAGUGAAGCAGGAAGCUGUGAAGCUUCAGGUCAGGGUCAUCGAGGCAGAGGAGAAGCGUGACCGGCUGCGAGAAGAGGAACGCAAGCGAUUGUCACCGGAGGACGAGAAAGAACAACUACUGCAGAGGAUAAAGCGUGACAACACGGAUAUCGCCGCGACGGAGGCACAGAUAGCAGAGAAGGAGAGGAAAGUGACCGAAUUGGAGCUGGAGUUGGAACAGUUGGAGACAGACAUGGAAGAUAAUCAGUCGGAGAAGCAAGUGAAGUAUAAGGAGCUGCGUAAACGAGAGGAAACGAUGGAGCUAUUUAUGUCAACGUACGAGCAGAACAAGCAGGAGGAGACCGAGAAGCUAGAGACACUCGAGCGAGACAUUGUCGACAAGCUGGCAGCGGUAGCAAACGGAGUGGCUAACAAUGAGUACUUGACGGAGGCCGAGGAAAUGGCCGUGUUGCGCGACAAAUUUUCCUACAACGAUUACGAAGUCACUCAUCGCGAGGACGACUUUGACAGUCUGAAAAAGGACUACGCGAUCAUGCAACAGACAUUCAAUAAGAUGAGGAUCCUGGAGGAGAAACUGCAACUUGAGUCCAAGCAGUUAAAGGAGAAGCUGAAGAAACAACAAAGCGAACUAAUUGUUCUGGAAGACCUGGAUGGUCUGAAGACACGAAACGAGCUUAAACGAGACGAGUUGAUUGCUGAACGCGAAGGACUGGUGUCUGAGGAAACGAUACGCGAAGAUCAGCUGAAGUCUCUGCGAACGGAAUACGACGAAGUCAAAGAGAGGCUAGAGAAAUACGCGGUUUAUCCGGAAAUCAGUAACUUGGAGGAUAAGCUAGCGAAAUUGAAAAUGGACAAGGAGGAAAUCGAGGAAUUCAUAGCUAAAGAGAAGGAGCGCGUUAAUUACGAGCCGCUUAAAAAGAAAGCCUUCAAAUUAAUCGACGAUUACGGUCUGGUGCUUCAGGAAAAUCUGAAGUCUCUUUAUUGAGUUAUAAAUUGUCAAUACCUUUUUCAAAUCUAACAAUAUUUAUUUGAAAACAGUAAUAAUGCGAACAUGAGAUAACGACGACAAUAUUCUUAGCUAUAUCUACGAUUGAAUUGUUUUUAUCUCAUGCGUAUUGUCACUGUUUUGUAAUUGUUCACGAUAUUUGCAUAUUCACUGAAUGUUAACAUUUAUCUUAUUAAUUUCCGACUCGAAUUCGGCUGGGAGUGGUAUUUUAUUCAACUGGCAAAAUUCAGUAAAACCAAUUUUGAAAGAUUUGCCGGGAUUGAUAUUUUUUGCACGUAUCAAUUCCAAAAGCGUGAAAAUGCUUUUUUGAUCGCCUAUUUUACCUGCGAACACAAACAUCAAUGGUGUCAAUAUCAAUAUCUCAUGCAUUUACUGAGAAAGAAGUGUUUGAUAUUUGUCACUAUAUAGCAAAAAAAUGAUACUAUAUAAGUAAAUAAAAAUAAAUAAUUAAGAUAAUAAAUAAGAAUUAUAAUAGUGAUAAGAAUUAAAAUAUGCAUUUUUGUCACUACAUAGUAAAAGAAUUAUAAUCUGAAGAAUUACUUUUCGUAACAACUGUUAUUAUGAUAUUAGUGAUAAUAAUCUUACAUUUACUAUAAUUACUUUUCUUGUUAAAACAAGAUGAUUUAGUUGGCGCCGGAAAUAAUAAUAUUUAACAAGAUUAACCAUUUUUUCUCUUAGUGUACACAGUUUGAUUUACGAGGAGAAAAUAUACUUACUGUAAAAGCUAAGGAGCAUGUCGCAUAAGAAAACUUGAUCCACAUUGCUCGUAUCCUGACUCGCCUCGAGAAUUCUCAACAAGCACUUUGUGUCGUCUAAUUUCUGCAUGUAAGUGAAUUGGCGAAUAAUAACUGACAUAGAAAUCUUUUGCUCCUAUAACAGAAAAAAAUCGCGAUAAAAAGAAAAAUUCUAUAUUAAAAAGAUUCUAUUUUAUAUAAAAAGUUCUAUUGAUGAGGAAAAACAACAUAAAUAUCUAAUCUAUUUCAUAUUUUCUGAUAAGAGGGAGAAAAGAGAGAGAGGGGGGAGAGAGAGAGAGCAAAAGAGAGAGAGAUUCUCAUUUAAUUCUCUUUACUAAUAUGUCACAUUUACUGUCAAUGUCUGUGUGUAAAUAUGUCAUAUUUACUAAAGUGUUUACUUAUGCAUAGAUGUAACGUUCAUCUUUCUGUUUUUCUGACAUUAUUGUGCAUUAAAGAGCUCUCUCUCUCUUUCUCUCUCUCUCAUACAGCCUGUCAAUAAAGAUUAUUAUUAUUACUAUAUACUUCAUACUAUAAAGUGUAAUUAAAGAGACGUAAUAAAUAGGGUCAUUUAAAUUACCUGCAA
Odontomachus brunneus is the source of this 3400-nucleotide messenger RNA. Its product is annotated as intraflagellar transport protein 74 homolog. Gene Ontology annotation, biological process: intraciliary transport involved in cilium assembly; cilium assembly. Gene Ontology annotation, cellular component: centrosome; intraciliary transport particle B; cilium. Lineage: Eukaryota; Metazoa; Arthropoda; Insecta; Hymenoptera; Formicidae. The record is from RefSeq and is a predicted model, not a curated record. Bases 86 to 2062 code for a protein of 658 amino acids. Gene Ontology annotation, molecular function: beta-tubulin binding. The transcript is spliced from 2 exons.